This is a messenger RNA of Vicia faba (fava bean), 552 nucleotides long. Lineage: Eukaryota; Viridiplantae; Streptophyta; Magnoliopsida; Fabales; Fabaceae. The record is from the annotation of a GenBank genome assembly.
AUGAAGAGAGGAAGAGAAGAAGAUCGAAGUUUCAAAUUCACAUACCUUUACCUUCAUUUACGCCAUCAGAGAGAUCGCGAGAUCGUUUUUCGAGAGGUAAGCAGAAAGUUCGUUAAUGCACGGUCGAGUGAGAGAGCACUUGCUGCCAUUGUUUUCUUUUUCGAAACUAUGAGGAUCGAUAUCGGGAGAGGCUUUGCUAUUGUAUUAGAAAGAGAUGAGAAAUUUUGGGAAGAUGAUGAAGCAAAUGGAAGCGACUGGAAUUCAGCUUUGGUAACUCAAACACUCAAGGGUUUAUGGGAAGUUGGACGCAGAGUAAGUGUGCGUGCGCUGUUAAGCCAAGAACAAGAAAAAGAAUUUUUCUUUUCAAAACUUUUUAGCAACAAACAAAAAAAAAGCUUCAUCACCGAUUGGGUUAUAUCAAUAUUCUUCUUCGUAUUUGCCUCUUAUAACCUCUUUUCUUCGCGCACUUCGUUCUCUCACUACCGACUUCGUCGUUCAGAGCCAAACAAGGUUUCUACUUUGUGGCGGUUACACAUGUUCGUUUUACGUUGA